AGUACGUGUAUAAGACAUCAACCAUUUGCUUGGGAAACCACCAACACAACCACCUCUCCUUCCAGUCAUAGAAUACUCUCUAGACACACUUGUAAGAACCACAGCCACACAGCGCGCGCAAUGGCAACCACCGCAACCGCGAUUAGCAGCGCUGCCGCCGGCCAACUCCACGACGACGUCUACGACCGGAUGAAGGAGGUCCAGGAGUUCGAGGACUCGAAGCUCGGAGUCAAAGGUCUGGUUGACUCCGGCAUCUCUUCCAUCCCUCGGUUCUUCGUUCACCCGAACUUCAAGCCGGACCCCAACCCGGGCGCCCGACCCGACGUCAUCCCGACGAUCGACCUCUCCGGCGUCGACCGCCAGGACGCGAGGGCGAAGAUCGCGGAGCAAAUCUCGGGCGCCUGUCGCGAGCUCGGGUUCUUCCAGGUCGUCAAUCACGGGAUUCCAGUGGAAUUCUUGGACCGAUUCGUCGGCGCCGUCAGGGGGUUUCACGAGCAGCCGACGGAGGAGAAGGCGAAGCUGUACAGAAGGGAGCCCGGGACUGGGGUUUCCUUCUUCUCCAACAUCGACUUGUUUCAUUCCAAAGCCGCUAGCUGGAGAGACACACUCCAGAUGAGGUUAGGACCCACUUUACCAGAGCUAGAGGAAAUCCCUGCCGUAUGCAGGGAAGAGGUGGUGGAAUGGAAUCAGAGGGCGAAACAGGUUGGGGGAUUGCUGAUGGAGCUCUUGUGCGAAGGGCUAGGAGUGAACUCAGGGGCUUUGAAGGAGAGGAGGUUCUUGGAAUCCAGAGUGAUGGUGGGUCAUUACUACCCUUACUGCCCGCAGCCUGAUCUAACUGUAGGGAUUGCAUCCCACACAGAUCCAGGAGCAUUGACCCUGCUCCUCCAGGAUCAGGUCGGGGGGCUCCAGGUCAAGUUUGGCGAGCAAUGGGUUGAUGUCGUGCCUGUUAGAGGGGCUCUUGUCGUCAACAUUGGAGAUCUUUUGCAGGUAAUGCGCUGCGCCUGAAAUUACACUUGUUGUUGGUGAAUGAAUGAUUCGUUGUUUGGUGGUUUCGUUUUGUAACUUGGUUUUCAACUCAAACUGCAGAUAAUGUCGAACGACGAGUACAAGAGCGUGGAGCACAGGGUGCUGGCGAAUCCAACCAUGGAGCCACGGGUCUCGGUCGCUGUGUUCUUCAAUUCUGAUGAGCAGGAGUCCGUUCUGGGACCGAUCCCGGAGCUGAUCUCGCCUGAGAAACCUGCCGUCUACCGGGAAUUCACCAAGUUGGACUACAUGAGAAGGUUCUUCACCAAAGAGUUGGACGGCAGAACCCUCACCAAUUUCUACAAGCUGUAAGAAAAA
Linum tenue is the source of this 1341-nucleotide messenger RNA. The record is from the annotation of a GenBank genome assembly. Lineage: Eukaryota; Viridiplantae; Streptophyta; Magnoliopsida; Malpighiales; Linaceae.